AUGUUUUCUCGACUGAAAAAAAAAAAAAAAAAAAAAAAAAAGAAACGAAAAUCGUAUUUAUCAAACAAAACGCGUAUCAAAACAAUUAGACUGGACUGGACCCAAUCUUGCUCUUUUUUUACUACACCACAGGUUGUUCAAAUGAAUAUUCGACCCAAUGCUCCGUUUCGACCUCCUAGACCAAUUCAGAAAAAUGGGGAUGUUCCACUGGUAUCAACAGCGUCUCUGGUGGUAAAACGAAAAUUGCCAACUAUCUCAAAUCCUAAAGCUGCAAAGAUCUUAACACCAGAAGCUAAGAAUUUGAAACCAUCCGAAUCUAUAGAUUUUGGUUCAGAGAAAUACCUGAUUCAAUGGAGAAAAAGAACUACCAAGAAAAACAAAACUUGGGAUGGUGACGGUUAUGCAGUGAUUAAACAGCUUGAAAAUGGUACUUGGCAAAUGUCUAUUAAGAAUUCUGAUGGGAAACCUAUGUGUAAGAGAAUAUUUAACGCAACGCCUAAUCUUGAAGACAUAAUUAGCGUGGGUCCAUAUGAAUUAGAAUUGGACGAAAAAAUGGAGCUCCAAGAAUCUACCUCUCUGGUGCUUUCAAAGGCUGUUCCCAAAAGCAUCCCACCACCUAUAGUGUCUCGAAACAUCACCCACCAAUUCAAAAAAGUCGCUCCUCCAACACACACUGAACCAGCUAAUUUUCGGAAGCCGCUUUAUCAAGAUAGUCCAGAUGCUAUUGCGUUACCUCCUCCUCCAAAAUCAAAGGACUAUGUAACAGUGAAUGUGGACCCACAUUUGUCAAAAGUAUUACGUCCACAUCAGGUUGAAGGUGUAAGAUUCAUGUACGAGUGCCUAAUGGGUUACCGUGACUUUGAUGGAAAUGGAUGUUUGUUAGCGGAUGAAAUGGGGUUGGGCAAAACUUUGAUGACAAUCACAACAAUAUGGACUUUGCUUAAACAAAAUCCGUUUUUAGAUCAAAAAAAUGCUGUCGUGAAUAAAGUAUUGGUUGUUUGCCCUGUAACACUUAUAUCUAAUUGGAGGCAGGAAUUUAAAAAGUGGCUAGGGGCCAAUAAGCUAAACGUUUUGACUCUCAAUAACGCAAUGACAAAUGAGAAACGUGACAUUCUUAACUUUGGAAAGUUAAAUGUCUAUCAAGUGCUAGUGGUAAAUUAUGAAAAAAUUAUGGCUCAUUUUGAUGAAUUAUCAACAGUAAGCUUUGAUUUAUUAGUCUGCGAUGAAGGCCAUCGUUUGAAGAAUAGUGCAAACAAAGUAUUGAAUAAUCUUAUCAAGCUUAAUAUUCCCAAGAAAGUCGUUUUGACCGGUACACCGAUUCAAAACGAGUUGGUAGAAUUCCAUACUUUGAUUUCAUUUCUCAAUCCAAAGGUUCUUCCUGAGCUAAAAUUGUUUCAAAGAAACUUUAUAACACCCAUAUCUAGGGCUCGAGAUGUCAACUGUUUUGAUCCUGAAGUGAAGAAACGGGGCGAGGAAAUCUCACAGCAAUUGAUUAAAUUGACACAGAGUUUUAUUCUUAGGCGGACACAAUCGAUUUUAGCAAAUUACUUGACACAAAAAACCGACAUCUUGUUGUUUGUCCCUCCUACGUCCUCACAGCUAGAAUUGUUCAACUACAUAACGAAUUUGAAGAAAUUUAAUCAAUUCAAUAGCGGAUCUGACUCAUUCACAAUGAUCAAUUUGUUCAAAAAGAUUUGUAAUUCUCCUUCAUUAUUGGCAGACGAUGAGUUUUUUAAAAAAAUUGUUGAACAAAAGUUUAAUUUGGGUAUGUCCUCUGGUAAAUUAAAUAUUCUAGUGCCCUUGCUAUUAGAAAUUGUGUCUCUUAAAGAAAAAAUUGUGUUGAUUUCGAACUAUACCAAGACUUUAGAUUUGCUAGAAACAGUUUUGCGUAAGAUCAAUUUAACUUUUUCAAGAUUAGAUGGAUCAACUCCAAACAAUGUGCGUAGUAAAUUGGUUAAUCAGUUUAACACAAAUCCCGAUAUCAAUGUGUUUUUGUUGUCUUCUAAAUCUGGGGGGAUGGGAAUAAACUUGGUAGGGGCUUCAAGAUUGAUAUUAUUUGACAAUGACUGGAACCCAGCGACAGAUUUGCAGUCAAUGUCACGAAUUCAUAGAGAUGGUCAGGUGAAACCUUGUUUCAUUUAUAGAUUAUUCACCACGGGUUGCAUUGAUGAGAAAAUCUUUCAGCGACAAUUGGUCAAAAAUAAAUUGAGUUCAAAGUUUUUGGAUAAUGAUUCUUCUUCCAAAUCUGAUGUAUUUGACAGUGAAGAUUUGAAGAAUAUAUUUGAGAUAGAUACUUCUACAAUUUCCAACACUCAUGAUUUAUUAGAAUGUUCAUGUGAGGGUGAUGGUUCCACAUUAAGCCAGUCUACUCUUUCUUUCAAAGAGUCUGAGGAGCACGACAGUGAACCCCCUGCGACACAAGCAUGGGUUUCUGCAUUAGAACUUCAAAAAAAGCUUGAUAACAAUGAUGAUGCGGUGAAGAGAACUGCUGUGAAAUUUGCCUUGAACGAUUAUCGACACUACAAUCCUGAAGUGAAUCGUAACUUAGAAUUUGACUCUGCCCUACAAAGAAUUGCCAACAAUUCAAGUUAUAAAAACAAAAAAUUACCAAUUACUUUUAUAAUGCUGAGGAUAACCAAUCGAGAAUAA
Candida dubliniensis CD36 is the source of this 2649-nucleotide messenger RNA. It is a transcript of the gene RDH54, whose product is annotated as DNA-dependent ATPase. The transcript has a single exon. Gene Ontology annotation, biological process: reciprocal meiotic recombination; double-strand break repair via homologous recombination. Bases 1 to 2649 code for a protein of 882 amino acids. The record is from RefSeq and is a predicted model, not a curated record. Gene Ontology annotation, cellular component: nucleus. Gene Ontology annotation, molecular function: ATP-dependent chromatin remodeler activity; ATP binding; DNA translocase activity. Lineage: Eukaryota; Fungi; Ascomycota; Pichiomycetes; Serinales; Debaryomycetaceae.